ACGGCGGAGGCGGGACCUGGGGUCGGGAUUGGCUGGGUCUUGGGGGCGCGUCCGAGCAGCACCAACUUCGUGAGCUACUGCUUCGGCUUGUGGGGAUCCGCCGCAGCUGCGAGGCCGGCUCAAGGGUCUAGGGUGCGGAGUGGGAGCCGCCUGUGCAGGAGAGGGCGGGGCAAGGGGCGUCUUUCUACUGCACUUUCUCUUUGCAUUCAUGAGAUUGCCUAGCUGUGCUUUAGAGAGGCUUGCAUUAGCCCCGAGUCGGUCUGACAAGAGAGGAAAAUGAGGCCAAGAAGUGGGAGGCGUUGCCAUCUGCCGGGCCAACUUGCUAAGGCGAGGCCGUGGACCAAGCUCUGGGGCUCUGCGCUCCCAGGCCCGCUUGAGUAGGUGGGCGUGGGGAACAAGGGCGCGCCUGCUUUCUCUGCACCCCACUGUACCUCUUAGCGCUGCAGGAAGCUCCCUGGAGGAGGAGCUCGGGACGUGGAGGAGGAGCCAGGCAGCCACAGGGAGCGGGAACACAAUCCUGCAGGAUAAAAGCCAGCCCAGGAGGAACCCCUGCAGCAGGGCGAGCAGAAGGCUCCCGGAGCGGCCUUAUGGAACAGAAGCAGAUCCUGUGUGUGGGGCUGGUGGUGCUGGACAUCAUCAAUGUGGUGGACAAGUACCCAGAGGAGGACACGGACAGCAGGUGCUUGUCCCAGAGAUGGCAGCGUGGAGGCAAUGCGUCCAACUCCUGCACCAUUCUCUCCCUGCUGGGAGCCCCCUGUGCCUUCAUGGGCUCUCUGGCCCCUGGCCACGCUGCUGAUUUCCUGGUGGCUGACUUCAGGAAACGGGGUGUGGACGUGUCUCAGGUGGCCUGGCAGAGCUGGGGAGAGACCCCGUGCUCUUGCUGCAUCGUCAACAACUCCAGUGGCUCCCGUACCAUUGUGCUCUAUGACACGAACCUGCCAGAUGUGUCUGCUAUGGACUUUGAGAAGGUUGAUCUGAACCGGUUCAAGUGGAUCCACAUUGAGGGCCGGAACGCAUCGGAGCAGGUGAAGAUGCUGCAGCGGAUAGAACAGCACAAUGCCAGACAGCCUCCAGGGCAGAAUAUCCGGGUGUCUGUGGAGGUGGAGAAGACCCGAGAGGAGCUGUUCCAGCUGUUUGGCUAUGGAGACGUGGUGUUUGUCAGCAAAGAUGUGGCCAAGCACUUUGGGUUCCGGUCAGCGGCAGAGGCCCUGAAGGGCUUGUACAGUCGUGUGAGGAAAGGGGCCACGCUUGUCUGCGCCUGGGCUGAGGAGGGCGCCGAUGCCCUGGGCCCUGACGGACGGCUGCUCCACUCAGAUGCUUUCCCACCUCCCCGGGUGGUGGAUACUCUAGGGGCGGGAGACACCUUCAACGCCUCCGUCAUCUUCAGCCUGUCCCAGGGGAAGAGCAUGCAGGAGGCACUGAGGUUUGGCUGCCAGGUGGCCGGCAAGAAGUGUGGCCUGCAGGGCUUCGAUGGCAUCGUGUGAGUGCCCUGUGGCAGGAGGCCCACAUUACCGGCCUUUCCCGCUCUGUCCAGCCUGCUCUUGGGCAGAUGCAGGCCAUGGGCGGGCCCUGCCUAUGUCCUGGCCUCCCAUAUUGCGGAGCUGCAGAGCAAAUAAAUCUCCUUCCCCAGAGCCUGCUUCCUUCUGGCAGUCUGUCUGUCCUUGAUGUCCAAACAGCUCGGGCCAGGGCUGCCGGGGGCUUUGAUGCUACAGUCCUUUGCCCUUUUUCUCCAUUCCCCCAGUUCACCUCCCCACCCCCAUCCCAAGUCCAGAGGAGGGGCUGCCUAGACAGAGCAAAGUGUCCCAAGCUUGUUGCCAUCUGUACCCGUGGUGAUGGAGGCUCUGUUCAAGGAUGGUAGUGACCGAGAGCCUUUCUGACUGGGGAGGAUACUAACUCGUUGCACCCCAGGGAACCUUUCAAAUAACCACGAGUCAUGAGAAAAGCUCCUCUGGGCCCCUGUACUGCCACAAGACUCCAGUCCUGGGGCCCCAAGAGUGGCCCAGGCUGAGCCCACUUGAGAGCAGGGACAAGGAGCCUACUACUUUGUGGUUUGGUGGGGCCUUUGCAGUCCAAAAAUAUCUCCCCAGUGACUGCCCCAAAGCCCGAAAGCCUCACCCUUGGAGCUGUCUUGUAUUUAAGGUGAUGCUUCAGCCACAAAUGUGACCCCAGACACAGAUCAUUGCUAGCCUUGGGGGAGAUCAGGGCUGAGGGCAUAUUGGAGUUAGCCAGUUCCCACAGGGGAGUUGGGGCAGGGUGCGUGAGGCAACAAAAUGUGAUAAAGAGCAUGGGCUUUGGAGUCAGACCUGAACUCAAAUCUGCUGCUUCAUUAGCUGUGUCACCUUGGGUACAGUACUGAACUCAAGUGUCCUCAAUUUCCUCAUCUGUCAAAUGAAACUAAUUAUGUCUG
Messenger RNA from Pteropus alecto (black flying fox), 2407 nucleotides. RefSeq names its product ketohexokinase (gene KHK). Bases 588 to 1484 code for a protein of 298 amino acids. Gene Ontology annotation, molecular function: ketohexokinase activity. Gene Ontology annotation, biological process: fructose metabolic process. The record is from RefSeq and is a predicted model, not a curated record. NCBI's taxonomy places the organism in Eukaryota, Metazoa, Chordata, Mammalia, Chiroptera, Pteropodidae. The transcript has 8 exons.